This is a messenger RNA of Frankliniella occidentalis (western flower thrips), 2338 nucleotides long. Its product is annotated as facilitated trehalose transporter Tret1-like. Gene Ontology annotation, biological process: transmembrane transport. The transcript is spliced from 6 exons. The record is from RefSeq and is a predicted model, not a curated record. Gene Ontology annotation, cellular component: membrane. The coding region runs from base 599 to 2254 and encodes 551 amino acids. NCBI's taxonomy places the organism in Eukaryota, Metazoa, Arthropoda, Insecta, Thysanoptera, Thripidae. Gene Ontology annotation, molecular function: transmembrane transporter activity.
UCAAUGCCUUCGGUGGCGAGACGACGCCCAGACGGUAUCAAGAGCCCGCAGGACUUUACAUUAUUUUUGUCGAUCUUGGACAGCGCAGAGCGCAGCUUCGCUCAGCCUCACCCAGCCUCACCUCGCGCCGCGGUGGGGGCGCCGGCCUUGCACGCACGGUGCAGUAUUUACCACAGACCUUGCCACGCCGCGACAAAGACUGUGCGUUAUCAGUAGAAAGACUGCAACACCCUAAACAGGGGUAUUAUUACAACGUGGUACGCUUCAGGUUCGAGUUAUGGUUACGCUAUACUCAACCGGCAGCGGCUUGGGGGCGCCGUGGCGUGGCGUCGGCGGCGGUCGCUUGACCGUGAGUCGUGCGCUGUUUUAUUGAGUGUCCUCCUGGACCCCAAGCCCGCGCCCUGUCUCUCAGCUCAGUGGACUGUACGAAGACGCCCGGUCGAUUUUUGUAAUACGGCCCCACCACUCGCUUGCAAGGCCUUAUCUCGCAAAAAGAUGAUCCGCGGCUAGAGCGAGCCAGGACGUGGCCCAAAUGAAGCGCGAAAAGCAACAGUGGAGGGCGGGCAGUUUUGAAGAAUAGAGACGGGGUCACGCGAUCAUGGACGAAAAGACGUCUCUGGACGGGGCGGGUGGAGCCAUCGCCGUCAUCAUGCCGAAGAGCCCCACCAGCUACUCCAGGCCGCCCGCCGCAACUGGAAUCUCCUGGAGGGCCGCAGUUCCCCAGGUCGUCGCCUCCGUGGCCGCGCUCUCCCUCACGCUGCACGCCGGCGUCAACAUGGCCUUCCCCGCCAUCAUGAUCCCCCAGCUGGAGGCGGCCGACGGCCCCUUUAAGAUUGACCGCGACUCGGCGUCCUGGAUCGCCGCGGUGGUGGCCGUGACCACGCCCAUGGGCUCGUUGGCGGCGGGGCCAAUCAUGGACUGGGCCGGGAGGCGCGCGGCCUGCCUGGCCGCGGCCGCGCCGCUGGUGCUGGCGUGGCUGCUGCUGCCCCUGGCCGCGGGGGUGUUCCCGGGGGUGGGGCUGGUGUACGUGUCGCGCGCGCUGGCGGGCAUCGGGGCGGGGCUCUCCACGGCGGCCGGCGUGUACGUGUCGGAGGUGGCGCACCCCUCGCUGCGGCCCGCGCUCCUCUGCCUCAACAGCGUGUUCGUGGCGGCCGGCAUCCUGCUCACGGCCUGCAUGGGCGCGGGCAUGCCCUGGUCGUGGAUGGGGGUCGUGUUCGCCGGCGUGGCGGCCGCGUCCGGGGUGGCCGUGGUGCUGCUUGCGCCCGAGAGCCCCCACUGGCUGCUCAGCAUGGCCCCCGGCCAGCAGCUGGAGCGGCGCACCGCGCUGGCGCGCCAGGCGCUGCACCGCCUCAACAAGGACGAGCGCCUGAUGGAGGCGAGCUGGGACCGGCUCGUCGCCAGCUCCUCGGCCGCCGCUCGCAAGGACCCCCAGGCCGACGCCGAGGGCGAGCGCCUGCUCCCGCACCGGAGGCUGCGCGGGGUCGCCGCCUUCCUGGAGCCCGCCACGGCCAAGCCCAUGCUGAUCCUCAGCGUGCUCUUCAUCCUGCAGCAGCUGUCGGGCACCUACGUCAUCAUCUUCUACGCCGUGCCGCUGUUCGCAGAGAUGGGCAGCCGCGUGGGCACGAGCCUGGACGAGUUCGGCGUGAUGGUGAUCAUGAGCGUGGUCCGCUUCAUCAUGAGUCUGGUCACCGCCCUGCUGUCGCACCGCUUCGGCCGGCGGCCCAUGCUCAUCGUGUCGGGGCUGGGCAUGGCGGCGUGCUCCGUGGCCGCCGGCGCCACCCUCGUCACGGCGCACGGCGCUCCUAUCCUAGCCAGGAACGUCUCGGAGGCCGUCAACGGCACCACGACGGCCCGCUCAGUGCUGAGCUCCGGGGAGGUUUUCGAGGCGAGCUGGCCACCUCUGGCCUUUGUCGUGCUGUUCGUCCUGUUCAGCUCCAUCGGGUACCUGGUGAUGCCGUGGACGCUGGUGAGCGAGCUGCUGCCGCUGGCGAGCCGCGGCAUGGGCAGCGGGUUGCUCGUCUCGCUCGCCUACCUCUUCAUGUUCGGCGUGGUCAAGAGCUUCCCCUACACGAUGGCCACCAUCGGCGCGCGCAACGUCUUCUACCUGUUCGGCGGCAUGGCGUGCGUCGCCACGGUCUUCGUGUUCUUCUGCCUGCCCGAGACGCUCGGCCGAUCGUUGGGCGAGAUCGAGGCCAUCUUCGUCAAGAAACCGGAGGAGAAGGUUGAGAAGCAGGGGAAGUCAUCGGCGAGCUGAGCCGGGACCGAGGCGGGGGCGAUAAGGGGAGCCAGACCGGCGGGCAAACAACGCCCUCGCCGCGCGGUCCGGCUGUCUGGACCC